GUCCCAGCCGGGCAGCAACAGCCACACACACACAGAGCCACACGCACACAGAGCCACACUCACAGAGCCACACGCACACAGAGACACACACACACAGAGCCACACACACAGCCCCACACACACAGAGCCCCACACACACAGAGCCACACGCACACACAGAGCCCCACACACACAGAGCCACACGCGUGCUCUGGGUUGCUGGCUGUGGUGUAUUUAACGCACAGGCGCAACAAACCACGCUCAUUCCUACAACACCGCGUGCUUGCUGUUGCUGCUGCUGGCGGUGUCUUCGGUAUCACCUUCCUUCCUGCCAGACAAGAGAGUCGUGCGUGAGUUUUGUGGCAUUUGUGCAGCCAUGGGCCUGGAGGUGUACUUCGACCUGUCUGCUUCCCCGUGCCGUUCUGUGCUCCUCCUGCUCAAGAAGGGUGGAAUCGAGUUCACAGCUCAUGCCAAACGCCUGGAGAAAGGGGAAAACCAGACAGAGGAGUUCGGCAAGGUGAACCCUCUGAAGCUUGUGCCUGUGAUCGUGGACAAUGGCUUUCGUCUCACUGAGAGCGUGGCCAUCAGCAAGUACCUCGCUUGCCGGCACGGCUUGGCCGACCACUGGUACCCUGCCGAUCUGCAGCGCCGCGCUCGCGUGGACGAGUACCUGGCUUGGCAGCACACCUCCAUCCGGCCGCCCUGCUCCAUGCUGCUCGUUCUUGAGGGCGUGCUGCCUGGCCUGACAGGGCAGCCGGUCCAAGAGCAGAAAAUUGCCGAUAUCAUGAAGGGCCUGGAGCUGUGUCUGAAGCACCUGGAGGCGUACUACCUGCAAGAUGACGCCUUCCUUUGCGGAGACCAAAUCUCUAUCGCAGACCUCUUCGCCUACAGUGACCUCAUGCAGCCCAUGGGAGCAGGGCACGACGUUCUCAAGGACCGGCAUAAGCUGUUGGCGUGGAGACAGAGGGUGGAGACCUUCCUGGGCAAGGAGGUUCUGGAAGAGGUGAAUGGGAAGAUACUGAACAGCCAUUCAGCCCUGCUGGACAUGGAGCCAGCUGAGAAAGAGGGCCUUGCCCAGUACCUGUUUAGUAAGCUCAAAAUGGCAGUGUGAACUGAACGAUGUUGGUACCAGUAAUCCCAUUUAAUACGAAGAGGCCUGUAACAAUUUACGACUUCUGAGCCACCACAAACAGUAAACUUUAGAAAUAAAUGUAAUUUAUGUGAGCCGUGGUAUUUUGUUACAAACGUUAUUUUUCAAGUUUACGCAUGCUUUUAAUAAAUCAUGCGCAAUAGUUGUCACAGCCACCAUUUUCAAUAUGCAUUCCAUUUAGCUAAUUAUUAUUAAUCACCUUAACAUUGUUUUAUUUUCAUAGUUUUAUAAAUAAUUUAAAUAACUGUUCUGGAAUAACACAAACAAUAGCUGUGUAAUGGGUCAAGCAAUACAGCAUUAUUAAUAGGGUUUUAUAAAAAUGCCAUGCAGUACUUAUUUUGACCAUCAUCUACACCUAGCAACAGACUGCACUUUACAGAAACUUACACUGGUAACAAUACUGAUAUUAAACAUUCAUGCACAUCCUUUAAUAAUGAAUAAAUGACUCCAUCAGAUGUAUACGCAUACAACGAUCCCCAGAGUUGAUCCAAUGAGUCUGUGAUUGAGUAUGAGGCGACUUGGUUCUCCGUGGAAUAGAAAUGAACGCCCAUUUGGUUUCGCCUUGGAGGACUUCAGUCCCCCAAGCUGAUUCUGGGCCUGAGCCACACGAAUCUGAGUGUUGGAGCCAUCAAAUGGGGAGAUAGUGAAGCAUUGCAUCCUUAAGGGACAAAUUAUUUAGCAAUUACCUUUUGAACACAUGGUAAUAAAUAUAUGACGUUAUUUUUGUCUGUAUUUGGCAUAUUUUUAUGGGAGUGUGAUCGCUUUUGUGUCUUGUUUAUUACUGGUAGGAACCUCCUGGUUCCACCAGCUCACAGGGGAUUAUUGUGUCCAUCCGUCGUGCAUCCAAAAAUG
This is a messenger RNA of Lethenteron reissneri (Far Eastern brook lamprey), 1981 nucleotides long. RefSeq names its product glutathione S-transferase theta-1-like. The record is from RefSeq and is a predicted model, not a curated record. Gene Ontology annotation, molecular function: glutathione transferase activity. Gene Ontology annotation, cellular component: cytoplasm. Gene Ontology annotation, biological process: glutathione metabolic process. NCBI's taxonomy places the organism in Eukaryota, Metazoa, Chordata, Hyperoartia, Petromyzontiformes, Petromyzontidae.